Messenger RNA from Strongylus vulgaris, 231 nucleotides. Lineage: Eukaryota; Metazoa; Nematoda; Chromadorea; Rhabditida; Strongylidae. The record is from the annotation of a GenBank genome assembly.
AUGCUGACCACUCAAGCUACAGCUCAAUGGGGUUGGGGCGGUUAUGGAUAUCCAGGCUAUGGUUAUGGUGGCUACCGCCCUUGGGGAUUUGGAGGGUAUGGAGGUUACGGCGGUUACGGCGGUUACGGCGGUUACGGCGGUUACGGCGGCUAUGGCACCAAUCCACUUCAAGGUGCUUUACGAGGAGCUUUGAUGGGCGGAUUGAUGGGUGCAAUGAACGGAAAGAAAUAA